Messenger RNA from Trichoderma breve, 1506 nucleotides. RefSeq lists its product as uncharacterized. Gene Ontology annotation, biological process: regulation of translational initiation. NCBI's taxonomy places the organism in Eukaryota, Fungi, Ascomycota, Sordariomycetes, Hypocreales, Hypocreaceae. Bases 1 to 1506 code for a protein of 501 amino acids. The transcript has 2 exons. The record is from RefSeq and is a predicted model, not a curated record. Gene Ontology annotation, cellular component: cytoplasm.
AUGGCGGGCCAUGGCGAUCUACAGGAGAUGCUGCGCAUGCUGACGGCGCGCAAAGCAUCCAUGAUGCAAGCAAUGGGUUACAUCAAGGCGUUACAAGCAAAGAAUCUGAAAAGCAUCGAGCAGAUUGCUGAGGCGCCUUCAUCCACUAUUGAAGAAGCCCUCGGUGACGUGAAGCUGGCCAAGAGCUUUCACACGGCGUGCAAGUCUCACGGCAAGAAGAGCAACAAGCGGGCAGCCGAGGAGCCCGCGGCAGCCGACAGGAAGAAGCCCAAGCUUGAAAUGCACAAACGGGACUUAGAUUACAACUCUAUGACGCCUGAAGAGCUCGAAGGGUCGUUGGCGCUCCCUCUGUGCGAGGAUGAGGAGCUCAUCAAAGAGACUGCGCUGGUUACUAACAGAGCGCCCCUGGUGCUUGCGUUUGCAGUGGAACUGCUGCGAUUCACGAUGCCGGAGCAGCCUCCAAGUAGUCGCCUAAGUCUAGCUCAGGCAGUAGUGAGUGCAAACUCGAGAUCCAAGGCUAUAAGCAUUGGCAUCGAAAAGGCACCAGUGGGUGGAGAGACACCAAUACCAACCGGCCAGCCCAAGGUUUCCGUUCUAGGACGAGAAAUUCCUGUUCUGAAGAGAGGUGGUUAUACAUGGACUGAUGAGAAGCAACAAUCUGUGUCGUCUGCAGAUGCGGCAGGCCCGUCAUCGUCAACAGUGGCAUCAACCGCGUCUGAUAGUAUAUGGGCGACGAGCAGCAAGCUGACUUCAAAGGGAUCCGUUUUCGUAGCGCAUGCGGCUCCAAUAACGUCACCAUCCAUGCGCUCAGGCCUCAUGAAGAUUUUGUUCAACAAGUAUCCUGAUGUAGAGAAGACGGCAGAUCACGUUGCGUGGGCGAUACGGACAAGCUUUGGCGGGUCGUCCCUCGUACAAGAAGCCUCGUUUGAUGAUGGAGAGACUGGGUGCGGCAAGUUCAUGCUCGAGCUCUUGCGCGAAUCAAACAUCAUAAACACAACCGUUGUGCUGGUUAGGUGGUACGGCGGAGUCAUGCUGGGGCCUGAUCGUUGGCGACUGAUGCGCGAGUGUCUCAACGAUGCCCUUUCAGCUCAGCGGCGGACAUCGUCGUUUUCUGGAGAGGCACUCUGGGGGCUUGACGCAGAGGAUAAGAAACCAACCAUAUCUACAAUCGGCAUGGCCAUUCACAGGCCUGAGAAUGCGAGGAAUUAUCUUUUACGAAGCUUUGCCUCGGCGGGCGCUGAUAGCGGCGGGAGUAAGAAGACCGUGGCGGCGCUGAAUGAUGAGAAGCAAGAGAACCUGGGGAGGCUGUUGGGAGCUCUUCGGCUGCUCUUUGCGAGCUGGGCUGGUGUUUUGGGGCGAGCUGAGUUGGAUCGAAGAGCGUGGAGCUGGUAUGUGGCCGUUCGUCCCGACAUAGAGGCGGGUCCGUCUGGAUGGGGAGAGAAGGGCGUGCUGAAGUUGUCAAAGAUAUUGGAUUUGAGACGAAAGGAAGCUUUGGAAGCAAAAUGA